Gongylonema pulchrum is the source of this 381-nucleotide messenger RNA. Lineage: Eukaryota; Metazoa; Nematoda; Chromadorea; Rhabditida; Gongylonematidae. The record is from the annotation of a GenBank genome assembly.
UGCCAUUAUGGUGAAAGUUGUAAAUUUUCACACGAUCCAAAGUUACUGACGAAACAGAAAUCGCUGCGGCGUGUUGUUCCCCAAUAUGGCGAUAUCGAAAGCACUGGGUUGCAGCCUUACGCAAAUGACAGUGAAACUGCAGCAGCAACAUGUCAUCAGCUGGAGCAGCGUCUUGUGGAGAUCCAGCGAGAGCUCACCUUACUAGAAGAGGAAGGAAAAAAGCCGAAAUCUUCCGUUGUUGUUCCCAAAAAGAGCCAAUCGUCAAUUUUUGGGAGUGCUACACGAGCAGCUAUCAACGUUGGCGGAGAUUUUAUCGUGAAAAUUGGAACUUCUCAAAGUGAACGGCAGGAAAACAAACGAAACUACGCCUACGAAGGUUAG